AUGGAAGUCCAGCUGUACAUCUACGACCUCUCACAGCCAUCGCUGAAACAAUCUAAUGCCAUCCAGGGCCUCGCCCGUCAGUUUUCUCGAACAUUGACUGGCAUUCACAUCGACGCCAUCUAUCACACGGCAGUCGUCUUUAACAAUGUCGAAUAUUUCUUCGGCCAAGGGAUUCACAAGAAAGUCCCUGGUUCAACACACCAUGGUCGACCCAUGAAAGUCGUGAGUUUGGGCAAGACGGACCUCCCGCUUGAUGUCGUCCACGAGUACAUCGAGUCAUUAGAACAGAUCUACACUCCAGAAUCGUACGACCUGUUCUUGCACAAUUGCAACAACUUCACCCAAGAUCUAGCUAUGUUUCUCGUGGGGAAGAGUAUUCCUGACGAGAUUCGAAGCCUCCCCGAAACUUUUCUGAAUACUCCCAUUGGGCAGAUGUUGAGAAGCCAGAUUGACGAGUCGAUGAGGACCAUGACUCAGGCCCCCGAUGCUGUCGCCGGUCAGAAUGCUAGCUGUACUCAACCGGCUGGGCAAAAAUCUUCGAACGCCGUUCACAAGGACAUUCAAACCUCUUCGAUUGCCCGAGGACCAACCCACAAAUUCGCUACGCCUACCAUUAUCAAUGCCCAGCCACCCACAGAUAAUCCAGGCCAUGUCCACAACAUAACCACACUUUCUGAACUGGACUCCCUGCUCUCCUCAACCUCACACUCCUGCGCCGUGGUAUUCUUCACCUCGGCGACAUGCCCGCCAUGUAAGAUCGUCUAUCCUACGUACGACGACUUAGCUUCCGAGGCCGGCACGCUCUCCGGUGCGAAGUUAAUUAAAAUCGACAUUUCGGCAUGCCCUUCGGCUCAUGCGGUCGCGCAAAGAUAUAGCAUCCGCGCGACACCGACAUUUAUCACGUUCCUCAGGGGGCAGAAGCAAGAUGAAUGGGCUGGUGCCAAUCCAGCGCAAUUGAGAGGCAAUGUUCAGUUGCUGCUGCAGAUGGCAAAGCCGCCGCAGCAUCAGCACUCGAAGCUGAGGUUACCGACGUUUCAACGAGUUAUUGAGACGCCGAUUCUCUACACGAAGACGCCGCCUUUAGAAAAGCUGCUCGCGAAACUGGACAAGGCCUUCUCAGAUGACAAGUCAGUGCAGGGUCUCGUGAGCUACAUCAAGACACGCGACGCGAAGGGUAUGACGGAAGCUGCACUUCCAGAUCUGCACGCCUUCAGUGACCAUAUUGCUUCACAGUUUACCAGCCUUCCGGGAGAGAACCUUUUCGCAGCUAUCGAUCUCGUACGGGUUGCGACUGUUGACCCCCGUGUCGCCAGUUUUCUGACCGCUGAACACGAACAUCGCACACUCUCAACACUCUUCAAUACAGUCCAGAUCUCGCAAGGCGACUUCGCAAACGCACCCUACAACAUUCAAUCUGUCACUCUCCAACUUGCCUGCAACUUGUUCUCUUCCAAUAUCUUCCAGGAGCAGAUCUUCGAUCUGCGCUCGUCGUCAUCUUCCUCCUCCACCAGCAACCUGAAAGAGAAGAUCGAAGUCAUUGCGGCGCAGUGCCUGCUAUCGCAGCAUUUGAAUUCGAGAUCCAUGGCUGCAGCGUUGAUAUACAACCUUGCCAGUUGGACUCAUAAUGCUCGGAUAUACGCGCAUAACUUCCCACCGUUAUCCAUUGAGGCACCCGCACAAGAAGGAGGUGCAGUGAGCGACGACCUUGCCGCCGCUUUGCUCGAAAGCACCUCGUCCCUCGCAACACUCAGUCCGCCCGCAAGCCCAACUCCGUCAGGCGGCGGCAAUCUCAAAGACACGCUUCACGCUCUCCUACUUACCCUUGGUGUGCUUCUCUACUCAGCCCCGGCCGAGGACAUGCUUUGGGAUCUGGGUCCGGCGAUGGAGCUCAAGGAUGUUCUGAAGGAGCUAGGGAAGAGGGAAGAUUGUAAAGGGGAGAAGUUGUUGAAAGAGGUUGGGGAGGAACUAUUAGGCAAAGGUGGGUUCUGA
Molecule: messenger RNA, 1989 nt
Organism: Cladophialophora psammophila CBS 110553
Lineage: Eukaryota; Fungi; Ascomycota; Eurotiomycetes; Chaetothyriales; Herpotrichiellaceae
Exons: 2
Coding region: 1-1989 (662 amino acids)
Biological process (GO): protein modification by small protein removal
Molecular function (GO): peptidase activity
Source: RefSeq, a predicted model, not a curated record